AGAGCUCUUGAGGGAGCUAUCAACUUAAGCUGAAAUGUAGAAAAAGCACUCCAAAAAGACUCAGUGUGUAGAAUGAAGAAAGAGGAGCUGGGCUAAGCUGAAUGUAUGGAUCUGUGUUGUGCUGAACACACAUUCAGCAGUAACUGCACAGAAAAGAACCCACACAAAUGCUAUAUGUUCCUUUGUUUCUACUGCUACAUUUAUGUGGUGCUGGAAUAUGAAAUGAGGGCAGUCGCUCAAAGUCGUUACAUAUAUUUAGUUCCACGCACAGCACUUGAGCUGAAGUGCUGUGAAAGAUGUGUGAAAAAGCAGUCGAUAGCUGCUGUCUAUGUAGUUUAAAUUUCUGCUGUGUAAGUUGUUGCUGCGUCAACUUAAAAUAAUAGACUUUCCUUAUAUUUUUACCUGCACAAUGCAACCCAGCUCACUGGCAAAUGCGUAAGCAUCAGUUUUGCCUUCUUUUCUGAUAGUUGGUAACUGCUGAGAUUGUCAUUUGUAUCGUGCCUCAUGCAGUGGUCCUAAAGCUGGGUUACUCUGGUUUAUGCCCAGAAGUGGAAAGCCAAAUUUAAGAAGAGUAUUACUGAACCAACAUCACUUAGAAUUGUACUUUUUAAUACGUACUAAAUAUGAAACAGGCAGGAUUUGUCUGUUGCACCUACUUUGCCGGUAGGAAGAAAAAUGAGGAUUGCAUACUGGGUUGAGGAAAAAACCCAGACCUUUGUGUCUCUUCCAGUUCCUGCCAGUGGAAGAAAUGUUUGUUUUAGGAUGACAUAGAAUAGGUAUAAACAUUUCUUUUUAAACCUCCCUGUGUGGCCACCUCAGUCGUUCAAGAUGAUAUAAGCCACUGGCUUUUCCCCUUAAGUGGUUAUGGAGUUAAUUUUUUUUGGCAAAGAGCAAAGAUAUAUUUUCUUAGGUGAUUGUGUGAUUUGUUAAUGGAGAUGGACUAAUUAACCAUAAAGCAAAUGCUUGACAGUGCUAAUAAGCAGGAAGGUUCCUUGGAGUUGUUUUGUGAUUGCAACUUCUGUUUGUAUGUUGGGGUCUGUUGAAGAUGAAUGUUUAUCAAACAUGGCAGCUAGGCAGUAGCCAAAGAAUCAGAACAACUAAAUCCAAUUUACACUGCCACUUUCAGCUAAGUGUGUUAGUAGCUCGAUGGGUUUUUGUGUUCUUCUUGUUCCCCUAAGUGUAGCAUUCUUUAGUAUGUGUGAGCAAGAGUAGGAGAGUAGGAACACAUGUGUGGAACAAACCUGAUGAGAUUCUGAUGAAGCAGUGGAUGCUGCUUGCUGCCAAUGCUCAGCUGCUGCAUGUUUUGGUGUACUUUGGGAGUGCCUUUGCAGGUAAUGAGCUUCAGACUCUCAUGAUCUUUGCUUAGAUGCUUUUUUGUUAGUAAUGCCAAGUAGCCACAAAUGGGCCAUAAAAUUCUAUCUGCAAACUGUAAAAAAAAAAAAAACCGAGACAAACACUAACAAAAGAAACCCAAAACAAAGAAACCCUUUUUUACAUCUUAUUAAUAAUAACAAUGAAUGAUCAUGAAUAAUAAUGAAAGGAAGGAUUUUACCUUGGUAAAUUGAUAAAUCUUGGGUUUUUUUGUUUUAUUGCAUCAUAGUAGGAAGCAAGAGCAGUAGUUCAGAUAUUGUAGGUUCUUGUAGAGCAGCUGUGGUGUUUAAAUUUCUCUCCACAGAACAUGAGCAAAGGUUUUCUUAAGUGUAACGUGGGUUUAGGUGCGACUGUCUUCUCCAAGCCCACUGAAUAUCACGCUGAACAUGGUAAAUUCUUAAUAUCUUCUGGCACAGCUAUUGACUGUUUGUUUUGGAUAGGAAGUUGGUAAUGAGUUGCUGUAACUGAGUAGGAUGGAACAAGAUCACUGAUCUCCAGAAUGAAUUAUGUUCUUUUCCCUGCUUCCUUUUUCCUCUCUGACCUUCUCUUCCCUACAUUAAGGCCAGUGGACUUUCCAGGAAUUUAUUGCACAAACAAUUAUAAAGCUUUUAAUAUUUAUGGCCUAAUCUAGUUUGUUUUGUUGUCUGAGAUAACUUUGGCCAGAGCUUUCCAGUAAAAAUAGUGCUGCUGGCAAGAUGGUAUUUCCAAGCUCUUUAUUGUCAUGAGAAUUCUUCUCUGCUUAGUAAGCUGUCAGCUCAGGCUCUGCUUUGAAGCUGCUUAGAGGACCUCAAGCAGUCCUUGGUCAUUUAGCUCUAAACAUGUUGGCUUUGUAUCAAUGCAGAGGAAGGGAAGUCUGCUUUUUCUCUUAGCUUUGUAACUCUGGAUUCAUAGGUCCUGUUGGAGACAUGGAUGUGGACUCAUCACACAGCCCUCCUGCCCUUUCCUGCCUGCCUGUCUCCUAAUUUCUGUACAUUUGCUUGGUAGGAUGGACAGAUGAAGUCGAGGAGGAGACCCUCAGCUAAAAUAGUAGUCCCUCUUCUCCACCUCUUCCUUGGGAGCUGAGCAAUGGGCCUCUGAUUCAGCUCUCAAAAUACAAAUUUAGCAAGCUUGUGACUGCAAAAGACAUGAGUAAUUGUUCAAGUGUUGUUUAGAAGAAAUAAUGUGAGGAAGUACAAAUAUUUAGGAAUUCAGGAUCAAGCACAACUAAUAUCAGAAGGCUUGCUUACCUGGGAUGCUGCCAAUGUGGCUGAGCAUUAGCCGUUGCAGUGGCAACCUACUGGUGAGCUUUGUGGACCCCCUCUGCUGUCAUGCAGGAGCUGCUUUGGGGCUUUUUUCCUGAGGAAUUGUCUGCAUUUUUUACUAACAUCAACCCUGUCAGCUUCCUCUUACCCUUUUGUGAAACGGAAUUUUCUUCCUUUCCCAGAGUGGCUUUUUCAUGACCUGGGGGCCAAGUGAGACCCGCUGUCUGUUAGCAGGGGGUGAGGGGGGAGGUGGAUGUGGUAUUCUGGGUCAUACACAGAGUCCCCACUGGCUGUGUGGUGUCCUGCAGUGACUAACCUGCACUUGAUUGCUGUGAUGCCAUGAGCUGUAUACCAGAACUAGUUAAUGAGUAUACUUGAUAAGAAAAUGAAUCCGAGACUAGGAAACUAAAUAACAGGUUGAAAGCCUAAUGCGAUAAGAUACAUGAGUUGUUCUUUGGUUUGCCAAGUUUGUUUUCCUGUGGAAGUGUGGGGGCAUUUUAGAGGGAUGCUGUGUCCCACAGCACAGCGUUAAUGCACAGGUAAUGUGAGGGAGCCAUUACUUAAAAAAAGAUUUGGCAGUGUAUGAACUCCUUGUAAGGCAAAGCAUGAUCAACCUAAUGCUUUGCAGGAGGGCCAUUAUUAAACUGAAGAGGGUAUGUAAGCUGGGGUUCUCUGGGAGAGACUGCAAAACAAGUCAAGGCACUGAGACAGACAGACAGGGGUGCUAAAAGCAUGAGUGAGCCGGGCAACAAGAAAUGCUUCGGAAACUGUCAGCCUCUGGCCUGGACAGGCACACACUCUCCUGGGUUGAAAACUGGUUGGAUGGCUGAGCCCAGAGAGUGGUGGUAAAUGGAGUUAACUCCAGCUGGAGGCCAGUCACAAGUGGGGUUCCCCAGGGCUCGGUAGUGGGUCCAGCACUGUUCAAUGUCUUUAUCUCAAUGACCUGGAUGAAGGCAUUGAGUGCACCCUUAGCAAGUUUGCAGAUAACACUAAGCUGGGAGGAAGCGUGGAUCUGAUGGACAGUAGGGAGGCUCUGCAAAGGGAUCUGAACAGGCUGGACCGCUGGGCUGAGGCCAAUGGCAUGAGGUUUAACAAGACCAAAUGCUGGGUCCUGCACUUGGGCCACAACAACCCUCUUCAGUGCUACAGACUGGGGGAAGAGUGGCUGGAGAGCUGUACAGAGGAGAAAGACCUGGGGGUGUUGGUUGACAGCUGACUGAACAUGAGCCAGCAGUGUGCCCAGGUGGCCAAGAAGGUCAAUGGCAUCUUGGCUUGUAUCAGAAACGGCGUGACCAGCAGGUCCAGGGAGGUUAUUCUGCCCCUGUACUCAGCACUGGUGAGACCGCACCUCGAAUACUGUGUUCAGUUCUGGGCCCCUCACCACAAGAAGGAUGUUGAGGCACUGGAGCGUGUCCAGAGAAGAGCAAUGAAGCUGGUGAGGGGGCUGGAGAACAAGUCUUAUGAGGAGCGGCUGAGAGAGCUGGGGUUGUUUAGCCUGGAGAAGAGGAGGCUGAGGGGAGACCUUAUUGCUUUCUACAACUACCUGAAAGAAGGUUGUGAAGAGGAGGGAGCUGGCCUCUUCUCCCAAGUGACAGGGGACAGGACAAGGGGGAAUGGCCUCAAACUCCACCAGGGGAGGUUCAGGCUGGACAUCAGGACAAAAAUUUUCACAGAAUGGGUCAUUGGGCACUGACAGAGCCUGCCCGGGGAGGUGAUUGAGUCACCAUUCCUGGAGGUGUUUAAGGGACAGGUCAAUAAGGUGCUGAGGGGCAUGGUUUAGGGAUUGAUAGGAAUGGUUGGACUCGAAGAUCCAAUGGGUCCUUUCCGACUUAGUGAUUCUAUGAUUCUAUGACUCUGUGUUUCACUUGUUAGUUAACUGCUUGGGAUAGGAAUGGAGUGUCUCUGUGUGUGUGCACGUGUGUGUGUGUCUCUGUGUCUGUGUCUCAGAAGCUUAGGUUUCAGGAUUGUGACUCAUUUUCCCAGGUGUUGACCAAAGAGGCUGGGAGUGUAGCUGGAAGAUCUCAGAAGCACUCCUGUUGCUAUCAAAGAAACUGAGGUAUAUAAAAACCCUGAACCAGAAAUUUGACGUUUGGAAAACCUGAACCACUCCUGGUAAUGAAAGGACGUAAUAUCUCUUACAGCUCACUCCUGCAAAUACGGGUGUCUUUUUUUGCCUAGUUUCUAAUGCAGUAUGUGACGUAUUUUCAAAAUGCAGAAGAGUGUGGGUACUCUCUGGUCUCACGCGUGAUAGGAGGUGUUGUUGUUGUUGAGUCUGGCAGUGUUAGCUCAGGGCAGGAACUGCAAGGUGAGGGUUACACCAGCUUGACUAGUUUGAUACAAGCUCUUCAUGUUGGACAUACUUAACAUGUCUACAUCUUAAAAUGAAGUGCAUGUCAGUUAAAAUAAAAAAAUCAAGCAAAAGCCACUAGUGGAAGAAGAGUUGCUUACAAAGCAUGGUUCUCUGGUUGCUUUUCGAUACCUUUGCACUACUGGUGCCCUAAUGAAAAAGGGCUCACUAGGUGAACUGAAAUCCUUCCUUCUGUUGAUCAAAGCACCAGGCCAAGCAACAUUUAUUUUUCUUGGUCUUGAACGAUUUCCAGUGGUGAUAGGUUCAUUCAAUAUGUUGCUGCCUUUCCUUUUGCUUAAGCAAGGUGGCCUGUGAUGGUAUGUGUGCUGCAUGUGCCCUGGGGACAGCAGUUGUGUGUGCUCGAUGGCUCCAGUUUGGCUGCCCUUGCGAAGCACCUCAGGCAGUGUGCCUUCAGAAGACAGCAUUGCUUUCAGCUUGUACUGCUUUUCUUUUCUAGGGUAAAUACAUGUUUCUCAUGCUAAAUAAACAGGGCUUGUCUGGCAAGAGGUUCUUUCCAGGGCAAGCUAGGUUUGGUUCUUCCUUCUUUAUGUGUCAAAUGUGUUCAGUUUAUUAGAGCUGUUCCUGAUUUAUGGCUGCAGGGGUGAAAAUGAAAAUAGGAUCUUGAUGAAGAGGAUUCAAGUGAACUUUUGAACAAAUUACGAAAGGCUAAGGAAAUUAAGUAAGCCAGGCAUUGUUUCUUCAUCUUUGAGCAGUGCUAAAACAAAAAUACAACAAGAAAAACAUAUGCAUUUUGCCCUUGUGUGGUUUUUUUUCCCCGCUCUCAGCUUACUGUCUGGAAACUUCUAAUAUUAUUCUUCUGCAAGUUUCUAGGAAAUGAUACUGUCUCGAACUUUUGAAAUGGAACUGCAGGUAACUUUGUGGGACACUUAAGAUCAAGCAUCUGCUUAUUGUGCUGUUGUAUCUGGGAGAGCAGUCUGCUUGCAACAUCUGGCUUUUCUGUCCUUUUCCAGCCCGCCUACUCUAAAACCAAUGCAUAUUACAUCAGGUGGCUUUCAAAAUGAUUAACUCAUCACUAGAUCCUCUUUUCACUGCCCUGUUUGGUACAACAUUUAAGAAUAUAAAAUGUAUUUUUAAAGGCUGGAGAUACUGCAGUAUGUAAGGGCAGGUAAAUGUGAUUUUAAUAGGUUUGAAAUUUGAAGCUGUUCUAUAGCAACGCACGUGAUGCUUUUUAGGUGAAAAGUUGUUCUUCAGAUAGAAAUUGUCUUGAUAUGUAUUUGGACUAUUAAUUAUGUGUUUCAUUCAGAAAUGCACAAAGCACCAUUUGUGUGCAACUUCAGUGAAGUUCAUGUGGAAAAGCUGAAUCAUCGAAGCCUUCUGAACGAUAUACACUAUUUGGUUGUUUUCUUCAGUAGGCAGCUGGUGAACUCUCUUCCUGUACGGGGUGGGGAGUAUAGUGGUAAGAAAGGGAAGACGGGAAGGAGUGUCUGGGGGUGGGGGAGCCCUCUCGGUGCAACUUUACAAUUUUCCUGAGAAACCUCUAGAUUUGUGAAACUGAUGGGAGCCAGAAAAAUAUGUAUUUGUUUGCCUUUCUAUUUUUGGUUUGAAAUUGCUGGAAGCCAGUAGCUUUCCCACCAAGCAUUGAAACCAUUCAUGGAAGCUGAUGGGAAUACUCUUGUUCCCUUGCGUCAGAAGACAAAAAAGAAAAGUCAAGGAUUCUUUAUAAUGAGCCGACGGAGGAUAUCGUGUAAAGAACUGGGGCAAGCAGACUGCCAAGGAUGGCUCUACAAAAAGAAGGAAAAAGGAGCUUUCAUUGGCAACAAAUGGAAAAAGUUCUGGUGUGUGCUGAAAGAAUCAUCGCUGUAUUGGUACAGCAGUCAGCUGGCUGAAAAAGCAGAAGGAUUCAUCAGACUUCCGGACUUCAGUGUGGACCGAGCAACUGAAUGCAAAAAAAAGCAUGCUAUUAAAAUCAGCCACCCACAGAUCAAGACAUUUUAUUUUGCAGCAGAAAAUGUUCUGGAAAUGAACACGUGGCUAAGUAAGCUGGGGAUGGCUGUGGACCCUCACGCACCCAAUGGGAAGAAUGAGGAAGAAUGCUACAGUGAAAGUGAACAUGAUGAUAUAGAAAUAACAGACACGCCACCUCCUUACACAGUUCAGCCACCACCUCCUCCUUCGCAGGAUCAGCAGAAGUCAUCCUUCACAUCGACUCUGUCAAGUGAAGCAUCUUGUUCUCUCUCCUCUCCUGAAAGCACUUUCAACUCCCAGGAGUCAUCUUCUUCCUUGACAUCCAAAGUGGUUUAUUCUGAGAGGCAGUCCUGGCUUGACCUAGUUAACAGCUCUGCCACAGAAGAGGGUGAUCAGCCCUUAACUUUCUAUGUACACAUUCACUCUGAUGAACCACCGGAAGUAGACUUUGGAGAAGCAGCAGAAAGCCAGGAGCCCAGUGGUGAAUCUCCGAACUCAAAUUUUUCAAGUCCAGAUACACAUUGUCUAGCUGUGCCAGAUGCCACAGGACAGAGAUCGCUAACCAAAGAUCAGGAAAAAUGUGAUGAUGAUGAAAUGGAGCGACUUUAUAAGUCAUUAGAACAAGCAAGCCUGUCUCCCAUUGGUGAUCGUCGGCUCUCAACGAAGAAGGAGCUUAGGAAGUCAUUUAUCAAACGCAGCAAAAACCCCUGCAUUAAUGAGAAGCUUCACAAAAUUCGAAUGUUGAACAGCACGUUAAAGUGUAAAGAACACGACCUGGCCACAAUUAACCAGCUGCUAGAAGACCCGAAGUUGACUGCAAUGAAGUACAGAGAGUGGAGGAACACAAACAUCAUGCUGGUCCAAGAUAUUUAUCAACAUCAGGAGGUCCAAGACAUGUCCACAGAGAACAGCAAGAAGCAAGAGAUGAUUCCACAGCCUAUCACCGAAAGUGCUAUCUGAGGGCAUGUUUCAGUUGUUCAUGGGAAGAUUUCUCUGCCCUGGUCUUUCAAAUACAGGCAUUUUCAACUGUUCCAUUUUGAGGUUGUUUUUUCUUUGUGUUCUUCAAAAGGAAAAAAAUCCAUUCUCCAAAGCUUUAAUUCCUCUUGCAAAACUAAUUUCAUGAUAAAAAGGGCAAAUCCUCCAAUUUAAAGAAGUCUGUCUGUGCCUGGGCAUACCUAGGAAAGCUUUUCUAUGAAGCAGUGAAGAAAUGUUUUUCCAUCUUUGGAGAAAUAAAUGAAAUACGUCCAACUCCUAGAAGUCAAAGAACUGUGUAAUAUCUACUGUAUAACUGUAAUACCCUUGCGUCUGUUUUAAUGUAACAUACAGGUAAAGGAAGCUAAACCAACACCAACAGGAUGUAGUCCACUCUCUACCUUUUUACCCUUUAAGGUAACCUGAUGUAUGCAUUUUAAUCUCUGUAUUCAUUCACUUUCACCACUCUACCAGUUUAAACUGAGACAAAUACAAUAGUAAUUAUGCAUGAGUUUAUACUACAGAGAGUAGUCGGGCACACAGUUUGUCCAGUGCCUGAUACUUUGAGUUUCAAAUUUAUAUGUGGACCUGACCAAGGUACUGUCUUUCUACAUGAAGAAAAGAAGGUCUCUCAAUGUCUGCUAACGUGUAAUUUACUCUUCAGUGAGGCAACUAAUGCUUCAAUAAGUUUCAACUUUUCUUAUGGACUUGGCAGAGUUCCUUGGAAGAUUUUUUUUUUUUUCCUAUUUUUGACAAUUGUGAAUAUAUAGGGUACAAGAUCAUUCCAGAUUCCUUCUUAAGAAGGUGAUCAAGUUCACAAAGCCAAAUAACUAAAUUUCUGGUGUGGAUCUGAAAGUGGAAAAUAUAGCUGCAAAUAUUUUUGUAAAUAUAUGCCAUUUUUAUGGCUUAUAUGAAUGUGACUAUGUACUGUAUAUAUGUUUUAUUUAUAUAUUUAUAUAUGCUGAAUUUCCUAAUGUAGAUAGGCACACACAGAUCAAACUUGCCCAGAUGAGAGUUUUUUUGCUUUGUUUUUUUCGCUCCGUUAUAAAUCAUAGUAAUACUUCUGCAACAGAGACUACCCUGGGACACCUGUUGUUACUUUUUCUUCUGUCUUUCAGCUUUGAGAUUUUGAUAAAGAAAAUCUAGAAAAUAUAGGGCAGGAAAACAAAAUUUCUAGGAAGUUUCAGGGUUUCCCUUUGGGCAAAUAAGGAUAUUACAAGAUUUUGCUGCAGGAUUAUAACUUUUUUGCUUCAUUGUCUUCAGUACUACAUUUGGGAUUUUUUGCCUUCCAGUCUUCUGUGUGUAUACAAGUAUGAUGAACUUUGCAGACUUCUGAAUUUUGAAAAGCAAGAACUAGCCUACCAUUCUCAAAUUAAUGCCACUACAGUAACUGUGGCAACUGCACUUCUGUUAGCUGUUUCAUAAAGGUAUUCUGUCAUUAAGUUUCAACACAAUUUAUAUUUUACAGAAAAAAUACACUGUAGAGAUGCAACCAUAUUCACCUGUCUUUAUACAUUAUACAUUUUAUCACAACUUGACUGGAAAAUACAAGUUAAUCCUAUUAAUGGGAACAUGUGAAAUCUCUUCCUCCUGUGCAGUGAUAAGUCUUACUGUUGACAUUGAAUUUUUAACACUUUGUUUUCCUUUUAAAAUAGAGACAGCAUUAUUUAUCGAAAAAAAUGGCAGUUAAGGCUGUGCUGAGUGUGAGAGCUGAAGAGCAGAUGGUAAACUAUAAGGAAGGGGAAGUAGGAGGAAGAGUGUAGCUCCUUUGACACAGGCUUUAAUAGGAGAGGAUCAGGAGAGAUGGAGGCUGGCUGAAUGCAGAAGCAAGGCUGUGCUUGGGAAAGCAUCACUACCUCAGGUAUUAAAUGUUUCAGGAGCAUGAGGGUAAGAACUGAUAUUGGGUCAAGACAAUAAAUGGGGCUACUCUGAUAUUAAAUCGUAGCUGAGACAUUGAAUUGGGUGACAAUGCCUAAACGGGGAAGCAGACACAAACCCCAGGUUGGUUAAAAGGCUAUCGUUUUCAGGAAAUUGUCACAAGAGCGGCGAUUUCAUCACUUCACUAAUUCUAACAAGUUGAUAAUAAUUAAGCUUGAUAGUUGGUGCAAUUUGGUUUAGAGUAAUAGUGUCCUAAAAAUUAAGCCCAUUUAUGUUUGUCUUUUUAAAUUAUAUUUCAUGAUUUCCAGAAGACCUUCUGGGAAGUGGACAUUGGUAGGUGUCCUCCUCUUAACUGAUGUCCUUCAAAGCAGAUGUGUAAAUGGGAGAGGGAUAGCCCCUGAAUUUAACAUGAUGUCAAUUAACUGUUGAAAGCACACGAAAAGUUAGGAGUGUAGGGAUUAAUCUGAUUGAUCCAUCUCAAUUGUUACUACCUGGUGCCAAGUAAUUGGUAAAUAAUGGAAAUGAAUUUACAUGUUGAUUUUUUUCUCUUGCAAGUGUGAGUUUCUCUUGAAACAAAGCAUGUAAACAUCAUUUUUCUUCAAAAGCACCUUUACUUAGAUCUUAACAAGCACAAGCUUAAAUGGCCUGUUGAACUGGGCUAAAUGAGACUGUACCUUGCAGUUCUGAGCAAAGUCCUAGUCAACUGUUUGCUGAAGUAGAUUUGCACUAUAUAAAGGAAAGCAGUAUGUGUCUUGAAUGUCUGUUGGCUCUUUUCACACUGCUUGUAUAAGCAUAUACAAAACAGGUUUCCCAAAUACAGGGAGAAACAAGUUGUCCUCUGACUGCACAGUCUCUCUACUACUGUUUUUAACAGGUUAUGUAGCCUAAAAUAGCUAUUAAAUUACUCUUUCCAGAGGGUCAGUAUUUACUUACUUACUAUUGAAUGAUCGAGGUUUUGCAGACUUGCUGAGGAUGGACUGUACCACCCUCUUCAAGAAGAACAGAAAAAUCUUGAAUGGGGUUACUUUAAUGCAGUAGUUUUUGCAAAAAUUGUGUUCAAGAAAACAAAUACAUGGUUUUUGUGCAAGUGCAGUCCUGGGAGUCUAUCUCCAUUAUCUUCAGGUAUUAUUUAGACCUGAAACAAAAGGAAAGCAUGGGACAUGUGAAGUGAAAAUUAAUUCAUUAAGGAUUAAUUUUCCAGCAUUGCUAACUCAUAGAAACAUAGAGUAGUUUGGUUUGGAAGGGACCUUAAAGCCCAUCCAGUUCCAACCCCCCUGACAUGGGCAGGUGCACGUCCCCCUGGAUCAGGAUACCCAACGUCCCAUGCAGCCUGGCCUUGAACACCUCCAGGGACAGGGCAUCCACAACUUCCCUGGGCAACCUGUUCCAGUGUCUCACCAGUUUCAUGGUGAAGAAAUUCUUCCUACUGUCCAGCUAAAUCCGCCCCUCUCCAGUUUAUACCCAUUCCCCCUCAUCUCAUCACCACAAGCCUUUAUGAAUAGUCCCUCUCCCACUUUCCUGUAGACACUCUUCGGGCACUGGAAGGUUUCUAUAAGGUCUCCUUUGAGCCUUCUCUUCUCCCGGCUAAACAAGCCCAGCUCUCUCAGCCUGUCCUUUUACAGAAGGUGCUCCAGCCCUCUGAUCAUCUUUGUAGCCCUGCUCUGGACCCAUUCCAACAGCUCCACGUCCUUCUUAUGCUGAGGAUUCUAGAACUGGGCACAGUAUUCCAGAUGAGGUCUCACAAGAGAGGAGUAGAGGGGCAGAAUCAUCUCCCUUGACCUGCUGGCCAAGCUUCUUUUGAUGCAGCCCAGGACACGGUUGGCCUUCUGGGCUGCGAGCGCACACUGCCGGCUCAUGUUGAACUUGUCAUUAACCAGCAUCAUUAAGUCCUUCUCUGCAGGGCUGCUCUGAAUCACAUCACCUCCCAUCCGUAUACCAAGGGGGCUGUGCAGCAAUGUGAAAAACAACUGGAGAAAGAAGUGUGCACAAGCCAACAACUAUAAUACAACUAGUGGACGCAAUGAGGAAAGCCAGCUCAGCAGGAGAAACUUGGACAACUGUGUUUUCCACUCAGUGCUACUUGGGGUAAACAGUAUCCAUCGGACUGGAUUUGGAAGGCCUCCGCAAUUGGCUCAUGUGUAUCCCUUGUAAAUGUCCAAAAGUCUUUAGCCACCUGCCUCGUGGGACUUAUUUUAUGUAAUUUUUUAAGGAGAAAGGGUGUAUGUUUAGAUAUGUGCACAUACAAAUUAUUCUUUUUUCAGUAAAGGAUUUUGGUAUUGGUGCAGUGGGUCCAGCUUUACAGAUUUUGGAGAAACUAAAGACAAUAUCUAAUUCCAGCUGUUUCUGCAGCGUGUCUCUGGCAGCUUUUCUGGAAAUCAAAUCUCUGUUUUGGUGGUAUACAUCUCUUGAACUACCAGAAUGAGGUGGGAUCACACUUCCUUUCCUAAGAUGGAGGACUUUUUAUGUGGGGACUAUGAACCAUUUCUGCAUCUGGUUCUGACAACUUGCUCAAUACUGGAUUUCACAUGAAACAGGAACAAAUAAUGUGCUCCAACCUUUUUUUUUUUUUUCUGAAAUAAUUUUCUUUAGAGGGUAGCCUACAUAUUGAGAAAAAAGACUGUUGAGGGACAGCCAGGGAGGGAAGGGAAAAAAAAGGAAUGGUAUUUGAUUUUAAAACUAAAAUUUCAGAAUUUAAACUUGUUUAUAACGAGAAAAAACUACAGGCAUGCUGCAUCUAUAGUGUGAACCUGUAAGCUUACAUGUCUAUUACAGAUUUAAUAUAAAAACUUGUAUAUUUGAACUGUUGAUGUAGCAAGGGAGUCCAUGUAAACAUACUUCUCUGAGAGGAACACCAUAUACUGUGGUUAAAGUUUGGGAGCUGGGCUUUUUUUUGUUGUUUUGCCUGUUUAAUGGUACAAAAGUGACCAACUGUAGUGAGAGUCAGGGCUUACUCCAUUUAUGAGACAUGUCUUUCUGUUAACAGGAAGCCAAAGUGGUUUUCUUGAAGCAGUAGAGCCAAAGUAUUAUUUCCUCUUUUGCACAGGGCAUUUCAAAGCAUUAGACUUUCUAAGAUAUCAGUCGUUAUUUCCUUGAUGGCUUGAAACUUUAUCCUGCUUUUGUCUAAUAUAAGCUGCCACAUUCUAGUAUUUUUAAGAACUGGCUUCAUUAUUAACUAAAAGAGAAACUGAGAUGAGAAAAGGAAAAGAAAGAUAAAAAGAACAGAAAAUCUCUGAGCUAAGAUCAGUUUGAAAUUCUUGCCUUUGUGCAUGAAGGUAAUGGGAGAUAAGCUUGCUAAAAGCUAGGCAUCUCAACGUGGAAAAAAGAUUGUCAGGUAUUUAGGAGAGUACUACAAUCCUUGAUAUUUGCUAUGGGACAAGUUCCAAGGUAUGUCUGCUCUGGAAAAAUGAAUAUUUUUCUAAUUUAUUUCCUCUUGGUAAAAGUCCAAGGAUAAUAGUUUACAAGCUGGCAGAAAGUUAAAAAUAUAAUACGUAUGUAAUUCAUUGAUAGUUUAUCAGCCUUGAUGUAUUGUCUUGAAAUGAUUGACUCUAGAUGACACAGACUCUACUGCAGAAGAUCUCUUUCUUUGCUAAACCAUUGUAGCUGCCAGUGUCUGAGGGUUAUGCACCCCACCUGGCCUACACGUGGCCCACUUUGAGAAUAUAGGUGCAUGGUAUUUCUAUAGGGCAAAUAGCUUAUAUCAUCAUACCAUAAAUUAGAAACCAUGUGGACUCCCUGUGUCCUAGAUGCCAUAGGACCUACCCAAAUUAUUCUGACUCUUAAAGUUGCUGAUGGCAAUUUUACCUAUUCCCACCUAAAAAUAAAGAAAAAAUAUGAAAACAUGCUUCCUACUCUCAUAUGAAGAUAAACUAGCCCUAGUUUAGCAAUGAUUCAGGUUAAACCACUUUAUGGAUGCUGAGCAAAAUAAUUCACCUGGUGAAAUGCCAUAUGUGCAUACUAAUAGCAAGUGCUCUUGUGCAAAGCUUUCAGUGCUGAGGACUGGCCAAAAGGGGGGAUGGGGGCCUCUAUUCCAUUACGCCCUGUGUAGACAAGGAAAGCCAUGCAUAGAGGAGUAUUUGCAAGGAUAUGUUAGGCAAGGGCAGGUCCUGCAGCACUAUGAAUGUAUGUGGAAUCUUAGUUGGGUAUUUUAUGUGCUAUGUAUUUUUUUCACUGGUUUCAAACUCAAAUCAUAAUGUUUGCACUCAGCUCUGCCUUUUUACUGUUGGUUUCCUACACAUGCGACAUGAUUUUAAUGGAAUGAUACACACAUCUUGCAGAAUGAGAGCCUUAUGUUUGCACUUGUCAAUUAAACCGUGAAAUGAGAGAAUGUUUUGCUCAGCUUUUUUUUUUUUUCACUUUUCACUGUGGAUUUUCAAUUUACUGCUGUAUGGUAAAAUAAGGAUUUGCUGGUUCUUUAAACAAGGAAAUUCCCCUUGGGAUUAUUGUUACUAUUAAGUUGAAUAAUCUGGAACCAGAAAGACCCAUAGAAAGGCUUGGCUGAGGAAAGCCUUCCAGUAGUUGGCAACUUAAUCUUUCAAACUGCUUUUGAAUUAGUUAAUUCUCUUUAAUCAGUUGCUGUAGCCACCCUUAAAGUAUGAUCUCUUCUGACAGGUGUGGGACAUCAUUGGAUUUCUUUAUUUUCAGUUUACAGUGCAGCUUGUCUCAAUUAAAAGGGGGCUGGGAUCUUUGUCAAGGGUUUCCAUUUAGCCAGACAGCCCAGCCAGACAGCAGCAUAAUGGUGUUUCCUAAGAAAUUCACCUGUCUAAGGGCUUAGCUGCCCUGAAGGAAGAAUGUCCCCAUCUCCCUCUGCUCCAGUCUCCAGCAUGUUCGAACUGCUUGCCUUGGGCUAAUCUGCUUAUCAGUUGCCACCUCUGACAGCUCAGCUGAGCCAGGCAGUAAGGAAUAGACACAGCAAGCUACCUAGUAAUUUACCAUGAUGGCAAAUAAAAUUGGUUUAUGCAGUGGUUUGGUGCCUGCCAGAGCCUUCAAAAGGGAGGUAACUGGAUUGUGUAGGCAAAAGCAGAAAGAAUUGCUGCAUAAGCAGGAGGGGAAAGGAGGACUUCUUCCUUUUAGAAGCAGAGUAUUGACUUGACUGUUUCCCACAAUGCUAUAUCUUCACUUUCACCAAGAGAUGGUUUUUUUUCCCCUCUUGCAACACAUGAUUGUGAAGACAACCCAAAGGAGUAAUUUUGAUGCUGGGUAUACUAAGAUCUCAGCCUGUGCUUUUUGUGCCUCAUGCGUGUUUUGGCUCUGUGCCUGAAAGCCAAACUCUAAAAAAAAACCCCCAAUGUUUCCUUGGAGUUUCCUGGCGUGCUUGCUGCAGCAAAGCUGGUACAGGCAUGAGAGAGGCAGCGUGGACGGGGCUUGGAGCACCAUACAUAUAUCAGUUUACAGUAGUAAAGAAACAGCACCUUGCUGGCUUGGACCACCUCUUGUUUUCCUCUGGCUUUUAAUUUCCACCCACCUGUGGUAGUACAAAGUAUAACUAGUCCCCAGAUUUUAUAAGAAUAGAAAUUGGUUGCUCAUCAGCUGGAUGUUUGCCUUUUGUCUGCUUAAAAAAACCUGCUGGGGUUCCCCAGGCUUCCAGACAGUCCCUCUUAGGGUGGGGGUCAGCGUGUUCCCUAGCAACACAGAGGGCAAAGGUGCCCUUCCCGGCACCUGACGCUAUUUCAUCACUUCACAUUUUGGAAAGUCUCAGUCAUUAUUCUUCUGAUAUUAGAUCAUGGGCUGUUUCUUACUGCUGGAAGAAAAUAUCUACUGUCAGGGGGAAAAUUUCUUUAUUAUUUCCCUGUGCUCAAGAAAUGAUCUUGUUGUCACUAGGGGAUGUUCAGAUUGUCUGACGGAAGCCUUUAGUACAUGGGGAUACUGUGCAUAGUAUCAAAGUGCCCUGUCACUUUGCUGGAGAAACAUGGAUCUUUCCUCUUUCCAUUUCCUGGCAGAGCAGUGUUGAUAUGGGAAGCUUUCCUUGUAUUGCCAGUGAGGAAACACUGCUUCUUGCAAACAGGUCUCGGCAAGUUUUUCUGAUGGAGAAAAUCAAUCCCUUAGCACAGCCUGCUGGCUGUUAAUGAGACAGCAAGUAAGGGAGAGAAAACUGCAAGUUUAUAUUAAGGUGGGGAAGUGAUUGUGUUACUGCUAUAGGCGUGGUGGUCUCAGUCUGCAUCUAAGCAAGUCUUACAAUAAGGUAAGAACACUUGCUGCAAGUGGAAAUGUGGAGAGAGUCUGGCACACCAGUCCUCUCCAGACGUGAUGACAGAAGUAGUAAACUGAAACCAAGUGCAGUCUGAUGAUAAAGAUGCACUGUGAGGAAAAGCAAAUUAAUGCCUGAGGGGUCAGGGCAGGUGUUAGAGAAGGAGAGAUGGUAAAUCUUGAAGGAAAAGAGGUAAUUAUUGCCUGUGAGAAAAGGAAGGGCAUGAGGUCAGUGGACACCCACAACCUGCCAUACAACUGUUUCUGGAGGGAAUGAUUUUUAGUAUUUGGUAGUUUAACAUCAGUGAAGCUCAGCCAGUAAGUUCUUAAAUCUGUCUUGUAGGCCACCCUAAAAAAUGAUAGUCGAGAGACCGGAGCCUGUUUUGUGAAAAAUGCUCUCAUACUGGCGUUAAGGACCACGGCAUGCUUCUGUUUCUCAUGAAACAUUUGCACAAGUCUAAAACCCAACAGCCACCGUCGUGGAGUGGCACAGGAAGACAGAUGAAAAUUCAGAGGCAUCUCCAGUGUCCACAGCGCUUGCAAUGGCAGCCACAUCCUAUAAUCUAUGAACAUAUCAGUGCUCUUGGUGACCUGUUUGUGAAGUAGGAGGUAUAUUUAUAAGGUGCAUUUUCUUUAAUCUUAUUUUUAUUACAGAUAGUAAAUUCAGUUCACCUUGGCUACCUCUUAAGUGCAUAGAUUACAGAAGUGAAUAUGACCCUGAUGGUGGUGUCUUUCCCUGUGUGAUCUGAAAAUUUCACUUUACAAAUGCUAGGAGGGGCUCUAGUUAAGACUUCAUACUGCUGUAAAAAACACACAUCACCUUUCCAGUUUGAUGUGAUGUUUCAUCAUGAGGAUAAUUUGCUUUCUGUGAAUGAAUUUAUUCUG
Messenger RNA from Cuculus canorus (common cuckoo), 16803 nucleotides. RefSeq names its product interaction protein for cytohesin exchange factors 1 (gene IPCEF1). The record is from RefSeq and is a predicted model, not a curated record. The transcript is spliced from 12 exons. Lineage: Eukaryota; Metazoa; Chordata; Aves; Cuculiformes; Cuculidae. Bases 6571 to 7845 code for a protein of 424 amino acids.